Molecule: messenger RNA, 5703 nt
Organism: Pseudophryne corroboree (corroboree frog)
Lineage: Eukaryota; Metazoa; Chordata; Amphibia; Anura; Myobatrachidae
Gene: EHD2
Product: EH domain containing 2
Exons: 5
Coding region: 366-1982 (538 amino acids)
Biological process (GO): endocytosis; endosomal transport
Cellular component (GO): plasma membrane; cytoplasm
Molecular function (GO): protein binding; calcium ion binding; GTP binding
Source: RefSeq, a predicted model, not a curated record
AACUUGGAGCAGUAAGUUGUUCCCCUCUCAGUUGACCUAUUAACCCCUUGUAUAGAAUUGUUAAGGUGGUCCUAAAUUCCCCACCCUUCUAUUCCCUCCUGCCUCCUCCACACACACCCUGUUCCUGCCUGCCCUUUUUUUUCCAGUGCUUCUGUUAUGUUUUGGGAUAGACUUUGGUCUUUGCUUCAGACUGACACCACAAGACCAGAGGGAAAGCUCAGGGCUGGAAACAGGGGGUCCACGCGAGGAGAGAUCACACGGAAAGAAGAGGCUCACUUUACUAGCAGGGUGGGGAUAACUGAGAUAACUCUGAUCAGAAAAGUCUGCGUUCCCUGUUCUGCUGUCUGCACACCCUAACUGAGAAAAUGUUUAGCUGGAUGAAGAAGAACGAGAAGCACAAGAAGACCCCGCAAGUCAUCCACACGGUGACUGAGGGUCUGAAGGACCUGUAUAAGAAGAAGCUGAAGCCGGUGGAAGAUUACUAUAAAUUCCAUGAUUUCCAUUCUCCAGCACUGGAGGAUGCCGACUUUGACAACAAGCCAAUGGUCCUGGUGAUGGGCCAGUACUCCACCGGGAAGACCACCUUUAUAAAGUAUCUCCUGGAGCAAGACAUCCCUGGCAGUCGCAUUGGACCGGAGCCCACCACCGACUCAUUUAUCGCUGUUAUGCAUGGGGAGACUGAGGGGGUCAUCCCAGGGAACGCACUCAUGGUAGACCCCAAUAAACCCUUCCGCAAGCUCAACCCUUUUGGGAACACUUUUCUGAACAGGUUCAUGUGUGCCCAGCUGCCCAACAAAGUCCUGGAAAGCAUCAGCCUAAUAGACACUCCUGGCAUCCUAUCUGGGGCUAAGCAGAGAGUGAGCAGAGGGUAUGACUUUCCGAACGUUCUACAAUGGUUUGCCGAGCGAGUGGAUCGUAUCAUCCUUCUAUUUGAUGCCCACAAGCUGGAGAUUUCCGAUGAGUUCUCAGAGGCCAUUCGAGCCCUUAAAGGCAAUGAGGACAAGAUACGUGUGGUCCUGAACAAGGCCGACAUGGUGGAGACCCAGCAGCUGAUGCGUGUGUAUGGUGCUCUUAUGUGGUCGCUGGGCAAAGUGUUCAAUACCCCAGAAGUGCUACGGGUUUACAUAGGCUCCUUCUGGGCUGAGCCUCUAAUGAUUUCCAGCAACAGGCACUUGUUUGAGCUAGAAGAACAGGACUUGUUUCAAGACAUCCAGAACCUGCCCAGAAACUCCGCAGUGCGCAAACUCAAUGACCUGGUGAAAAGGGCUCGGCUAGUUAGGGUCCAUGCUCACAUCAUAAGCUACUUGAAGAAGGAGAUGCCGGCCGUCUUCCGCAAAGGAAACAAGAAGAAGCAGCUGAUUAAUGAGUUACCUGUUAUUUAUGCCAAGAUACAGCUAGAACAUCACAUCUCGCCCGGAGACUUCCCUGACUGCGCCAAAAUGCAGGAACAGCUGAUGAUUCAUGACUUCACCAAGUUCCAUUCCUUCAAGCUAAAUAUGAUAGAUGUUUUAGAUGAGAUGCUGACAGUUGACAUUGCUAAACUGAUGCCUCUGCUAAAGCAGGAAGACCAGGAGACCACCGACAAUGUGGUACAAGGAGGAGCUUUUAACGGGACUCACAAUGGGCCCUUUGUUGAAGGAUCCAUUGAUGGAAUGUAUGAUGGUGUUGAUGAAGACGACUGGGUGGUCACAAAAGACAAACCUAAAUAUGAUGAGAUCUUCUUCAACUUAGCCCCCACUGAUGGCAAACUAACUGGCACUAAGGCAAAGAACUGGAUGAUAACUACUAAGUUGCCAAACUCUGUAUUGGGCAAGAUAUGGAAGCUUUCUGAUGUUGAUCGUGAUGGUAUGCUGGAUGAUGAAGAGUUUGCCUUGGCAAGUCAUUUGAUUGAGGUCAAACUGGAAGGGCAUGGGCUGCCUCCUGAGUUGCCUAGACAACUCGUUCCACCAUCCAAGAGGCGACAAAAAGGAUCUGCCGAAUAAAUCCACCAAUUCACACUCUCAUGCUCAUUAUUUGCCCAUCAACCUUUCCUUUGUUGACAGUGUUAACCCCAACCACUUGUACAUUAACAAACAGAAUGUCCUCCAACAAGACAUGUUGACAGGAACAUUGUUCUUCAGAUGUUACUAAGAUAACCAAAUAGUUUCAAACGCACGUGUCUUCUUGAAUACUCAAAGGAUCUUUUCUCUGUUCAAUUUCACCAGUACUGAGCACUACAAAUGGGUGUCAAGAACUGAAAAUGGUUGAAGAAAGGUCAUGUCAACGAAAAACCCUCCCACCAAAGUCCUACUAAUCACCACAUAUCUACAAGAUACAUGAAGAAUCUACGAAGAACCCAGGAUCAUACAAAGCCUUCUCCACCACUAGCCAUCCAGUGACUGGCGUUGAAAUCCUGGACUGUACAAUGUAACUGUUCUUACAGUACACUACCCAUAUUCUGGUUCUGAGCUGUGAUAUCCAAAUUGUUCCAUAAUCCACGCUAGAAAGUUAUGUUUAUAUAUUCUGCUUUUCUCACUGAAUGAAAGUUGAGCAUCAGGCCACUUUUUUGCAUUAAAGCUUUAAUAUAUAGAUAUGUGUUUAAUUUUGUAUACAUCAUUAAAUAAUGUCACAGAGAAUCUGUGACCAUGGAAAGAAUAUAAGUAGUUAACGUAUGCUUGUGUAAUACAACGGUUAAGAGUGAGCAGAUCUGGGAGAUGAAUCCAUGCAGUCCUCACCAUAUAUACUAGUCCCUACCUUGUACUGAUGUAUACCAGGAUUAUGGACUUUAGAACCUUUGAAUCAUAUUUCCUAAAGCAUUGCUGUGAAGUUGUAAACUUUGAAAGUGCUCCCAGGUCUCUUCUAAUGACUUUCAAACCUUGUCUUUAAAUCAGAAUCUAAAAUGCACCCUUGACUACUAUGUAAUACUGGUGCAUAGGAAGCAAAUAAACCAACUAUUUGAUCUUAAUAUGCAGUAUAUAAAUGCUAUGUAUUACUGAGCUAAACAACAUAUCUUAAAUAAAUGAAGUGUAUAUACUUAAUUAAGCCUGUCCAGAAUACAACGUGUCCAUUUAUUUAACAGACAUUACUAUAGUAUACAGGAGUGCAGAUGCCAGAAUUUGACGCUUGCAGUACCCUAGGUAACACUGUUUUUUUACACAGACGUCAUGGGCAAUGAUGUCAUAGCCAGAAUGAAGGGAAGUAACUGACAUAUUGUGCUUUGCUGUUUAAGAUGUUUUACCCUCUGUCAGUCGCUCUAACACGUUCUUUAACCCUGUUGUAUGGGUGUUUUCAAGCUUCUCCUGGAGUAUUAGCAAAUACCUUAUUCUUAUACUUUUAUAUAAAUCUGCAGCAGUGUAUGACUGAGUAGUGUUUUGGUUAAGUUGCUCUUUAAAACAUAUAUAAAAACUUUGUAUACCGAAAAUAAAGCCUGAGAUAAACUAUACUUUUACCCCAUACAUUUCUUUCACAUAUGGGCUGGUGUACCCCCAAUAAGCUUUGAUUACACGGUUUGACAAGUAUAUUUCUUGUGUAAGGAUAACAUGUAGGCAGGUAUUGUUCCGCAUAAUAGGGUAGUGACCAGAUGUGUAACAGAGGACACAAUAUAGAUUAAAGUCAUUUUUUUGCUUUGUGUUAUAUCUGAUGAAUAAAAAAAUCACACUGAUAUGUAUGAGCAAAUAAAUUCUGACAAUCUUAGAUAUAUACCCUACUUCAUAGUCAUACUCUAUGACACAAUGAUGGUUAAUUGCAGUUGGCUACGGGGUUGGUUCCUUAGAUCUACAGGAAAAAGGCCUACAGUCAAUAGGUGACCCCAAAUGGAAAAGGUUGUCAGGGUCAUAAGGUUGACAGGUGAAAGGUAGACAGUAGAAAAGGUCAACAGGUUCAAAAUGUCAUAGGGGUCAAAUGGUCGGCACAAGGUGGAGUUUUUUCUUUUUUUUUUCCUACUGAAAAUACAUUAUUGUAUAAUGGCCACUCGCGACUUCUUCGGGCAAGGUUACUAUUCCCAAUCUUAGUCCACGUGGAUGGUAAAGUAAGAAAAAGUUGAAAAAAGUGAAUAAAAAUAAUGUAAAAAAAACUUGACGACCAUAACUUUUGAACCUGUGGACCUGUUGCACUGUUUACCUUUUACAUGCCGACCUUUUGUACCUGACAACUGAAUGCAUGUCGACCAUUCGGAGUCGACCUAUUGAGAGUCAACCUUUUUACUGUCGACUUAUCAUCCGGAUAGCGUUGGGUACAUGAUUACUAGUAAAGUGGUGUCUUACACAGUAAAAUGAUAAUGGUCUCAUAAAUUUAUAUGGCUGUUUAAACUUGUACACUGGUUACCUAAUGGCAAAAGGCAAGUACCUGUGAUAGCGCCUGUGAAUGCAGCGGCGACCAGUGGUUGCAGUUAUGGUCACAUUAGGAGUGAGUAUGGUAACAGUUAGUUAUUCUGCAGUAUUUACAGACUGACACUUCUUAAUAAUAUACUGUAGCCUGUGCUUUUACCGAUGUGGCAUGCAGCAGAUGAAUCCAGGACUGAUUUAUCAUUCUGGACAUGGAAUUGGCAUUGAAUCCUGAGGCCUAACAAUCAAUCACAGAUUUGAUGAUCGGUCAGUCUGUCUGUUAUUGAUUACUAAAACAACGUAAUGGGUCACUACUCACUAGAUAGAAAGUUAUGCUACAAAGGGUUAUACACAUAACAGCAACGGAACAAGAAAACAUUGGUCAUGUUAGUAAGGGGUUUAUUCAUGAAGCAGUGAAAAGAGCAGAGAAGUGAGCCUGUGGAGAAGUUGCCCAAUUAGAUGCUCCGUACAAUUGUAGAGUAUGCAAAUUGUAAAUGUUACUUCAAUGCUGAUUGGUUGCCAUGGGCAACUUCUCCACUGGCUCACUUCUUCACACUUUUCACUGCUUCAUAAAUAGACCCCAAAGUGCUUGGGGCUCCAUGAUGGUAGCCAGUCUAUAGAUCUACACUAAAAAGGCCUACAGUCAAUAGGUCGACCACUAAUGGCAAUUCCAUUCCCUGUCAACCUUUUCUACUGUCUACCUUUUGACCCUGUCACCCUAAUGUAUGUCAACCAUUAGUGGUCGAGCUAUUGACUGUAGACCUUUCUUAGUGUCUAUUCACCGCCGCUCUGCAGCGGGUGAGAGGGUCUCCCAACUGACACUGCGAGCUGCGGGUGGGACAGCGGGACAGUCCCUGAAAAACGUGACUGUCACGACAAAAUCGGGACAGUUGGGAUGUAUGCAGUUGUUCAGCAGCUUGAGAGCCGCUCAUUGCCUGCAGUUUCCAUACAGUACCUGCUGUAUUUACUAUUAAACUAUCAUUUGUGGGCACUGAAAGUGGACACAAAAAGUUGACCGAUUUUUUAAUGAUCAAUGUGUAAUCCUCUUCCUUUAGAAGAGUUCUGGCCUGUCACCAAGGUGACUCAGCCUGUGAAAUAUGCGUGGCUGACCUAGCAGAGCAGCAACUGUACAUCACAUUGCACACCAUCUGUACCAAACUCUCCUGUAUAUGCCAAAACCUCUUGUUCCCCAGAAAUAUGUUACUGCGCAGGCAAAUGCUUUCUAUAUCUAUUAUAUAUGUAUUUGAUACUGCUGGACUGCGCAGGCAAAGGCGUCUAUAUCUAUCAUAUAUGUAUUUGAUACUGCUGGACUCGUUCCAGAGCAGCUAAUGCCCGGAAAUCUGUUUCUGCACUGUGUAUUGUCAUCAUUGUCUUGCAAUAAACUGAAUUGUGUUCCCACAUA